AUGCAUAGUUAUAGCACAGCGGUUUCUACACUUCAUGAACUUCGAAAGUCGGGCGAAAGGAAGCCCGAUUUAGUUGUAUCUCUAGGACAAGCAUUGGUUGAUGGUGGACUGACCGGGAAACUUGGGGACGAAGUGUGGUCUGUGUACGAACAAAUUUUCAUUGCUGCCCUGGAUGUCGGAAGAGAUGAUUUGGCAAAG
Messenger RNA from Paraglomus brasilianum, 198 nucleotides. Lineage: Eukaryota; Fungi; Glomeromycota; Glomeromycetes; Paraglomerales; Paraglomeraceae. The record is from the annotation of a GenBank genome assembly.